UGUGCGCGCGAGAGGAGCGGAGGAGAGCUGAGGGAUGCAGAGACAGCGAGAGAGACGGCAAAGUGAGGGGAGCCUUUCAACAGCAAAAUAAAUAGCCAUAUCCGUGAAGAACGCACGGAGUCCCUUGUAAUUAUGUCUUCGAAUAGAUUUUAUGUCCACUAUGGCAAUAUUUAGCUUAUGUUUAGACGUACAUCUGUAGCCUACACCGGGAGGUAACUGAGGGGUAGCCAAGCGAAGCAGUGAAGACCCGGCCGGCCGGUAGAGGACAGCCGGGGACGCUCAGCGCUGCUGUCAGAGAUGUCCCUGCUCUGUGUCGGAGUGAAGAAAGCCAAGCUGGAUGGAGCCCAAGAGAAGUUCAACACAUAUGUGACCCUGAAGGUGCAAAAUGUGAAGAGCACGACCAUCGCUGUCCGGGGAAGCCUGCCCAGCUGGGAGCAGGACUUCAUGUUUGAGAUUAACAGGCUGGACCUGGGGCUGACGGUGGAGAUGUGGAAUAAAGGCUUAAUAUGGGACACCAUGGUUGGCACGGUGUGGAUCCCCCUGCACAGCAUCCGCCAAUCAAACGAGGAGGGUCCGGGGGACUGGCUGACCCUGGACUCCCAGGUUAUCAUGGCGGACAACGAUAUCUGUGGAACCAAAGACCCCACUUUACACCAGGUGCUGCUGGACACACGCUUUGAACUUCCUCUCGAUAUCCCUGAGGAAGAGGCACGCUAUUGGGCCAAAAAACUGGAGCAACUCAAUGCCAUGAGAGACCAGGAUAUAACUAACCAGGACUCGUACCAGGAAGACCCGGAGCGACCACUUCCUGUCCCAGGGACACAGUGCUGUAACUGGAGUCUGUGGGGAGAACAACAAAAUGAGGACCCAGACAGUGCUGUGGAUGACCGAGACAGUGACUACCGCAGUGAGACCAGUAACAGCAUCCCUCCCCCCUACUAUACCACGUCUCAGCCCAACGCCUCCGUCCACCAGUACCCCAUCAGAGACCAGCAGCACCGCCAGGGGACCCGCCCCUCCUCCUACCCCCCUUCCAACAGCUGUGGCCCCCUCGACUACCACCAGAGGGCCAUGAGCCCUACGGGGAGCUAUGCGUCGUCGGCAGAGUUGAGUCGCUGCAGCAGCCAGCUGAGUGAGGAGGAGUACGGCCCGGAGUACAGAGAGAGGGAUCCUUACGAUGAGAACGACUCUUACCACUCCUGUCACUCCUCUGUCACCUACAGCAAGGGCUCUCCCGACUGGGACCCUGACGAGACCCAGGGGGGGUACAGCGAUGAGGGGGGCUACAGUAAGGACGGAGGUGAGGAGGGGGCCCUCUAUGAGGAGGAUGACGGGGGCCUGUAUGAGGAAGAGGGGACAUAUGAAGGAGAGGAGGGCGAGAUGUAUGAUGAUGAGGAUUACCCUCUGGAUGGCACCCUCAGUGAGGAUAUGGAGGUCCCCUACACCCCCACCCCCACCAGCACGGCACCCCCCACACUCAACGUCCCCGGUGCUUCUAGACCCCCCCUGGAAAAACAGCCUUCUCUGCAUCAACAUCAGGCGCCACCCGUCCAGCCGCCCAGCCAAGCACCAAAUCAAGCCCACCCUCCGGCCAUGGCUCCAGGAGGACAGCCCCUGGGUCAGCCACCCACCCAGGCCCCUCAACCACAAUCUCAGCCCCAGCCAGUCCCCGGCCCAGCACCAGCCCAGUCCUUCUUCUCCAUGGCAAAGCCCUUCUCAGCAGCAGUAACAGGCCUGGCCUCAUCUUUUCUGUCUUCUGGACUCCCCACUACCCAACCUGCCCAGCCUCACCCCCCAGGCCCACAACCCCAGGCUCACCCCCCAGGCUCACAACCCCAGCCCCAGUCUGCCUCCUCCAUUUCCCCGUCUCACCCUGCCACCGGGGCCCCUUCCCCUCAGGGCACCCAGUCCACAACCACUGGCCCUCCCUCCCAGCCGACCCCCUCCACUGCCCCCUCUCAGGCCCAGCCCCCAGCCCAAAAACUCCCCAAUCAGAGGGCCCCGAUUCCAACCCCCCUGCCGGAGGACCAACACCUUCUAGAGGAAAACGAAUCCCUUCCACCCGAGGUUAGGAUCCCCACCCCCAUAGAGGAGGAACCCUCCAUGGAAGACGAGGAGCUGAGUGGUCCUGUAGAUGAGGAGCCCAAGGAGCCGGUGGACCCGUCGCUGCGGGCGAGAGAGAACUGGCUACGAAUCAUCAACAGGGUCCAACAGCAGCUUCGGGAGGCACGAGGAGAGACAUCCAAUUCUUUGUGGUUUGGUAAAGGAGGGGUGGGAGAAGUUUUGUACAGCAUCGACAGCAUGCCUGAUCUGCGCAAGAAGAAAGGCCCCUGCCUGGUCAAAGACCUGUUACAGGCCAUGUCUAUGGCCUCUCAGAACGCUCGGAAGGCUGGGAUCACCACAGCGAUGGCAUGCAGCACCCUCGGCAAUGAGGACCUGAAAAGUCACGUUUAUAAGAAGACCCUACAGGCUCUGAUCUACCCCAUCUCCUGCACCACGCCCCAUAACUUUGAGGUGUGGACGGCCACCACUCCCACCUACUGCUAUGAGUGCGAGGGGCUGCUGUGGGGCAUCGCCCGCCAGGGCAUGAGGUGCUCCGAGUGUGGGGUCAAAUGUCACGACAAGUGUCAGGACCUGCUAAAUGCCGACUGCCUGCAGAGGGCAGCGGAGAAGAGUUCUAAGCACGGGGCAGAGGACAGAACCCAGAACAUCAUCAUGGUGCUAAAGGACAGAAUGAAGAUCAGAGAGAGGAACAAACCGGAAAUCUUCGAGCUCAUCCAGGAAGUGUUUACCGUCGUCAAGGCGACGCACGCCACGCAGAUGAAGCAGAUUAAACAGAGCGUGCUCGAUGGGACGUCCAAGUGGUCGGCCAUGAUCAGCAUGACUGUGCAGUGUGCUCAGGGUCUCCAGGCCAAGGACAAGACUGGUUCCAGUGACCCCUACGUCACAGUUCAGGUGGGCAAGACCAAGAAGAGGACCAAGACCAUCUACGGCAACCUCAACCCUGUCUGGGAGGAGAACUUCCACUUUGAAUGCCACAACUCGUCGGACCGCAUUAAGGUACGCGUGUGGGAUGAGGACGAUGACAUCAAGUCCAGGGUGAAGCAGAAGUUCAAACGGGAGUCAGAUGACUUCCUGGGUCAGACCAUCAUCGAGGUCCGCACUCUCAGCGGAGAGAUGGACGUCUGGUACAACCUGGACAAGAGAACAGACAAGUCAGCUGUGUCUGGAGCCAUCCGGAUGCACAUCAGUGUAGAGAUCAAAGGAGAGGAGACUGUGGCUCCCUGACAGACCAGUACACAGACAUGUUGAUGUGAGCACCUGUUCCAGUACACUACAGAGGUGCAGAACAGUGGUGUGGUGAAGAUCCCUGAUGCUAAAGGAGACGACGCGUGGAAGGUGUACUUCGAGGAGACUCCCCAGGAGAUCGUGGAUGAGUUCGCCAUGCGUUACGGAGUGGAGUCCAUCUACCAGGCUAUGACCCACUUUGCCUGCCUGUCGUCUAAGUACAUGUGCCCGGGCGUGCCCGCGGUGAUGAGUACCCUGCUGGCCAACAUCAAUGCUUACUACGCCCACACCACCCAGUCCACCAAUAACGUCUCGGCAUCAGACCGCUUCGCCGCAUCCAACUUUGGAAAGGACAGGUUUGUGAAACUCCUAGAUCAGCUCCACAACUCCCUGAGGAUUGACCUAUCUAUGUACCGGAAUAACUUCCCAGCCAGUAGCCCUGAGAGGCUGCAGGACCUCAAAUCCACUGUAGACCUACUGACCAGCAUCACCUUCUUCAGGAUGAAGGUCCAGGAGCUGCAGAGCCCCCCCAGGGCCAGUCAGGUGGUGAAGGACUGUGUUAAAGCCUGUCUCAACUCCACCUAUGAAUACAUCUUCAACAACUGUCAUGAACUCUACAGCAGAGAGUACCAGACAGACCCUGCUAAGGCUGACGUUCCAGAAGAGCAGGGUCCCAGUAUCAAGAACUUGGACUUCUGGUCAAAACUCAUCACCCUCAUCGUCUCCAUCAUAGAGGAAGACAAAAACUCCUAUACACCCUGUCUCAACCAGUUUCCUCAGGAACUGAAUGUGGGCGUGAUCAGUGCAGAGGUCAUGUGGAACAUGUUUGCUCAAGAUAUGAGAUAUGCCAUGGAGGAGCAUGAGAAGAACCGGCUGUGUAAGAGUGCUGAUUACAUGAACCUGCACUUCAAGGUGAAGUGGCUCUACAACGAAUACUGCAAAGAGCUGCCCACCUUCCAGAAACGUGUACCUGAGUAUCCAGCGUGGUUCGAGCCGUUUGUCAUCCAGUGGUUGGACGAGAACGAGGAAGUGUCCAGAGACUUCCUGCACGGUGCCCUAGUGAGGGACACAAAGGACGGGUUCCAGGUGACGUCAGAGCAUGCUCUGUUCUCCUGUUCGGUGGUGGAUGUGUUCUCUCAGCUCAACCAGAGCUUCGAGAUCAUACGCAAGUUAGAGUGUCCUGACCCCCAGAUCGUAGGCAACUACAUGAAGAGAUUCGCCAAGACCAUCGGGAACGUUCUGCUGUCCUAUGCUGAGAUCAUUUCCAAAGAGUUCCCUAAACAAUGUGGGAACAAAGAGAAAGAGAAAGUGCCCUGCAUCAUCAUGAAUAACAUCCAACAGCUUAGAGUGCAGCUGGAGAAGAUGUUUGAGGCCAUGGGAGGCAAGAAUCUGAACGUGGAGGCCAGUGACUUCCUGAAGGACCUGCAAUUAAAGCUCAACAACGUCAUGGACGAUCUAAGUAGGAUCUUUGCCGUCAGUUUUCAGCCCCAGAUUGAGGAAAAUGUAAAGCAGAUGGGAGAUAUCUUGGGCCAGGUGAAGGGACAGACUGUUACAGACAACAACAGCGUGGCCGGGGACGCAGACAACGUCCUGCAGCCCAUCAUGGACUUCCUCGACACCAAUCUGUCGCUGUUUGCUAAGAUCUGUGAGAAGACUGUGCUGAAGAGAGUGCUGAAGGAACUGUGGAAACUGGUCAUUAACACUAUGGAGAAAAGCAUUGUGCUUCCCCCGUUCACAGACCAGUCGGGCACUCAGAUGAUCUUUAAUGCAGCUAAGGAGUUGGGUCAGCUUUCUAAGCUCAAGGAGCACAUUGUGAGAGAGGAGGCCAAGGCUCUCUCCCCUAAACAGUGUGCCAUCAUAGAGCUGGCAUUGGACACCAUUAAGCAAUACUUCCAUGCGGGUGGUGUGGGUCUGAAGAAGACGUUCCUGGAGAAGAGUCCUGACCUGAAGUCUCUGCACUACGCCCUGUCCCUCUACACACAACACACUGACAAGCUCAUCAGGAAGUUUGUCCUUUCACAAAAUGCUCAGGUCCAUGGAGGGAAGGGCGUCAGGUAUACCCUCAACGAAGACACAUUACCAGAAAAGGGGUCGGGAGUGGAGGAGCCAAUCGGAGAGGUGGUAAUGCACGUGGAGAUCUACACCCAUCCCAACACUGGAGAACACAAGAUCACUGUGAGAGUGAUUGCUGCUAAUGACAUUAAGUGGCAGACCCAGGGGAUAUUUCGUCCCUUCGUGGAGGUCUACAUCAUUGGUCCCCACCUCACUGACAAAAAGAGGAAGCACGCCACCAAGUCCAAGAAUAACAGCUGGUCGCCCAAGUUCAACGAGACCUUCCAGUAUUCCUUGGGCAGUGAGUUGGGUCCGGAGGGCUAUGAGCUGCAGGUGUGUGUGAAAGACUACUGCUUCGCCAGGGAGGACCGUACGGUGGGCAUGGCCCUGAUGCAGUUGAAGGACAUGGCCUCCCGGGGCAGCAUGACCUGCUGGCUCCCCCUGGGGAAGAGGGUCCACAUGGACGAGACGGGCCUGACGGUACUGAGGAUCCUGUCCCAACGCAACAACGACGACGUGGCCAAAGAGUUUGUCAAGCUCAAGUCAGACCAGCGCUCUGCCGAGGAGGGACGGGCGAGCUGAGAGGGAGAGUAGAGAUGGGCCUAGUGAUCAAGAUACUAAUUUAGAUAUACACACACACACAGUUACUAAUACAAUACUGGCAUGUUUAUGUCAUAUAAACACAGUCAUGAACACACUAAUCAUCUCUAAUCACAUAAUGAUUAUCAAAUGUACACAAACACAGAGGUGACCAACAGUUCCUUUGAGCACCUGUCAAUGAACCAAUCAAUUUAUCAAUCCAUUUCUACUGCUCUCUCUCUCAUUAUCUCUCUUUCACUCUUGCAUAUUACACAUUUUAUAUAUAUUUAAUGCAGAAAUGUGAGAAACAAAUAUCACCUGAUGAGUUAUGGUGGAGUUAUAGAGACAGAUGACUUUGCACUUUGACCUCUCGGCAUGUUCAAGAGAGCAGCCCUAAAUCCCAACUCUUACUUCUCCGUCUGUUCCUAUUAGUCUGUGUGUGGGUUUAUCAGUGUGUUGUUCUCUUUCGCUCUCUUUCCUUUUCUCUAUGUUGUGCUCAGUCUUCCUGUCAUGUGAUGUGCUCUGGGUAGAAGUAGACCUCAGUGACAGAUCUAGGAUCAGCUUACACAGUUGUCCUGGCUUUCCCUGUUGGGGAGAGGGAAAUGUAACAUUGACCUUAAAUCAGCGUCUGGGUGCAGCUUCAUCCUACCUCGUGUGAUGAUGUACUUCCUGCAUGUUGAACCCAAUUCUCAGAGAACACUGUGAUUAAUUAGCUGAUACCACGGCAACAGCUGUACAGACCCCGCCCCCCACGGACACUUGACACCUUAUACCUGUGUGCACGGUGCAUAUAACCUGGUAUAAUAAGGGUUAACAUAAUAAUAACCUUUGUAACCAUGAAGAAAACUACUAUCCAGUAAAAAACUAAGUGAGGAAUGAAGAAUGUGCCGACGUUUGAUAUGAAUGUGUAUUUUGUAAGACACGCCAGUCUUUCACAUGGGUUGAGGAUAGCCUAGGUUUGGAUCAGAGUUGUUGGAUGUUAGCGUGUUUGGAACACACCAUAUGGCCAUGUUGUAUAUAGACACUGAGAUGGUGCCGCAGACCCAAACAUGUACCUUUUGAAGAUGGUCUGCUCUUUUUACAUACUCACCUACCCUAGCAAUGGCCCUGGCCUGACAUUACUAUAAAGGAGUAAUACUAGCCAAUAGAUGGUUGAUUCAACCCCUCAUAAACCCCCUUCUGUGUUCCCUUGAAAGUGCACAAAUACUGCAAAGGGCUACAGGACCAGCAGACAUAGACAUUACAUAGACACUGCCUGGUCACUUCUCCCGUCUGUGUCUGUGAGAAUUGAAUAAAUAUGUUUUCUGUGCUAUGGGCCAUAAGAUAAAACUAACCCAUAGGCCACUAUAUACAGUGAGCACCAGAAGUAUUGGGACAGUGACACAUUUUGUUGUUGUUUUGGCUCUGAACUCCAGCACUUUGGAUUUGAAAUGAUACAAUGACUUUUCAUUUAGAAACUUUUUGUACAUAGUCCCCCCAUUUUAAGGGACCAAAAGUAUUGGGACAAAUUCACUUAUAUGGGUAUUAAAGUAGUUAAAAUGUCAGUAUUUGGUCCCACAUUCCUUGCACGUAACGAUUACAUCACGCUUGUGACUCUACAAAUAGUUUGGAUUCAUUUGCAUGUUUGUUUGGGUUGUGUUUCAGAUUGCUACAUGCUAACAUCCCAUGCUAUUGUAAAGGUGAGAGGUUAGCAUGUCUUGGGGGUAUGAUAUUGUGUGUUUAACUUUCUCACUCAUCAUUAUUCACAAUUAAUUCAGGAUUAGCCAUAGCAUCUAUAUUCAUGUAGAAGUGUUUAGAAACAUUAUAUUCUUAUUUACAAUAAAAGUGACUCUAAAAUGAAACAAUACAUUAUUUACCAAUAAUUUCUAUUGGGCACAAAAUGAUCUGAAACAACCAAAACAAACCGCAAAUGGAUCCAACAAGCUUGUAGAGUCACAUGCUUGAUGUAGACUUUGGGUACUAGGCAUAUGGGACCAAAUACUACACUUUUGACUACUUUAAUACAUGUGAAGUGAAUUUGUCCCAAGACUUUUUGUAAUUUCUA
Molecule: messenger RNA, 7963 nt
Organism: Oncorhynchus gorbuscha (pink salmon)
Lineage: Eukaryota; Metazoa; Chordata; Actinopteri; Salmoniformes; Salmonidae
Product: protein unc-13 homolog A-like
Exons: 42
Biological process (GO): dense core granule priming; synaptic vesicle priming; synaptic transmission, glutamatergic
Cellular component (GO): synaptic vesicle membrane; presynaptic active zone cytoplasmic component; plasma membrane
Molecular function (GO): calmodulin binding; syntaxin-1 binding; calcium ion binding
Source: RefSeq, a predicted model, not a curated record